AUGACGUGGCCCCGGCGAGUGCCUCGCGUCGUGCGUGGCUUCCACAGCGGGCCGCACGACCCGUACAAUGCGCUCACGCAGGUGUUUGAGCGCCCUCCGCUCCGCGCUGGGCCACUGCACGACUGGUCCGUCAGCAUCAAGGAAAACAUCGCGAUGCAAGGCGUGCGCACGACGUGUGCCAGUCGCAUGCUCGCCGAGUACCGCGCGCCCUUCGAUGCGACGGUCGUAGAGCGCCUCCGCGACGCAGGCGCAUGGAUCUCGUCGCGCAACAACUGCGACGAGUUCGCCAUGGGCGCCCUGAAUACCCACUCGAUGUACGGGCCCGUGGCCAACCCGGCGUAUCCGUUGCACGCGCCACGCGCGCCAGGCGGCAGCUCCGGCGGUGCGGCGGCAGCUGUCGCCGCGGGGCUGUGUCGCCUCGCGCUCGGCACAGAUACAGGUGGCUCCGUACGCAUACCCGCGUCGUAUUGCGGCGUGUAUGGCUUCAAGCCUUCGUACGGCAUGCUCAGUCGCUGGGGCGUCGUGUCGUAUGCCGACUCGCUCGAUACGGUCGGCCUCCUCGCUCGUGAGCUGCCGGAUAUCGCGCGCGCCUUCGACGUGCUCGCGGCCGAGGACCCGCGCGACGCGACAUGCGUGCCGAACGACGUGCGCCAGCGCUUAUCGCACGUCGCCACGCCGAGCCUGCCAGGUCUGCGCGUCGGUGUCGUUCAAGAACUGUUUCCGGCCGAAGUCGAUGCACGCACGCUCGACGCGGUCGACGGCGUGCUCGCGUCGAUGGCCGCGCAAGGCGCGGCGAUCGUGCCGACGUCUGUGCCGCCCGUCACGUCGGCGGCGGCCGUGUACUACCUACUCUCGCUCGCCGAGGCUAGCAGCAAUCUUGCACGCUACGACGGCAUUCGAUUCGGCGUGCCUGUGCAGCGCACGUCGACGUUCUUCGACGACGUGACGCGCCAUCGGAGCCGGCACUUGGGCGCCGAGGUGCAGCGGCGCCUCCUGCUCGGCACGUAUGCCGUGUCGUCCGAGGCGCGUCGUUCGCACUAUACACGUGCUCUACGGCUUCGGCAGGCGCUGCGUGCGGCAUACGAUGCAUGCUUCCGCGACGUCGAUGUCCUUGUGUACCCCACGACGCUGGGCGCCGCGCCGCGUCUCGACGAGCCUGUCGAAGAGUACGCCUCCGACGUCCUCGCCGUCUCGGCGAACCUGGCCGGCUUUCCAGCCAUCUCGGUGCCUGUCCGCCGUCGCGACCCGAUCGGCGUCUCGUUCGCGAUGCCAUGGGGACACGACCGCGCCCUCUUGUCGCUCCUAGCCCAGCUGCGGCGCUAA
Messenger RNA from Malassezia restricta, 1323 nucleotides. RefSeq names its product aspartyl-tRNA(Asn)/glutamyl-tRNA(Gln) amidotransferase subunit A. The coding region runs from base 1 to 1323 and encodes 440 amino acids. The record is from RefSeq and is a predicted model, not a curated record. Gene Ontology annotation, biological process: mitochondrial translation; glutaminyl-tRNAGln biosynthesis via transamidation. The transcript has a single exon. NCBI's taxonomy places the organism in Eukaryota, Fungi, Basidiomycota, Malasseziomycetes, Malasseziales, Malasseziaceae. Gene Ontology annotation, cellular component: glutamyl-tRNA(Gln) amidotransferase complex; mitochondrion. Gene Ontology annotation, molecular function: glutaminyl-tRNA synthase (glutamine-hydrolyzing) activity.